Messenger RNA from Dunckerocampus dactyliophorus (ringed pipefish), 1160 nucleotides. RefSeq names its product YY1-associated factor 2-like. The record is from RefSeq and is a predicted model, not a curated record. Gene Ontology annotation, biological process: positive regulation of DNA-templated transcription. Gene Ontology annotation, molecular function: transcription coregulator activity; DNA binding. The transcript is spliced from 4 exons. Lineage: Eukaryota; Metazoa; Chordata; Actinopteri; Syngnathiformes; Syngnathidae. Bases 118 to 663 code for a protein of 181 amino acids. Gene Ontology annotation, cellular component: nucleus.
UUGGUUGAACUCUGGUCACAUGACACUCCACUACCGGAGUUUCCAAGACAGCUGAAACGCGAUUUUUUGGAUUGGUACAGGAUCCUUUUUAAUUCCGUUGACGCCAACUUGUGUGUUAUGGGCGACAAGAAGAGUCCCACAAGGCCGAAGCGGCAACUGAAGCCGCCCGCCGACGAUGGCUACUGGGACUGCAGCGUCUGCACCUUCAGGAACACCGCAGAGGCGUUCAAAUGCAUGAUGUGCGAUGUCAGGAAAGGCACGUCAACUCGGAAGCCACGGCCUGUUUCUCAGCUUGUGGUACAGCAAGUAAAUCAGCAAUUUGCACCGCCCACGCAGCUUAAAAAAGAGAAGAAAGAAAAAUCAGAGCGAGACAAGAGCGAUAAAGAUCCUUCCCUGAGGAAGAAAAGCCUAAAAAAGAUGAGGCCAAGGUUAAAAAACGUGGACAGGAGCAGCGCACGGCAUCUGGAGGUCACGGUGGGCGACCUAACCGUAAUUAUCACAGACUUUAAGGAGAAAGCCAGGCCCGCGUCUACUUCAACAAACGCAACCUCGGCGGACCUGCACGGUCAAAGCGGCUCGAGCUCCGACAACACCGAAAGAGGGGUAUCCCGAUGUUCGUCGCCGCAGGGGGAGGGCUCAUCAGUCAGCGGAGACGCCCACUAAAUCAUCAAGAUGUCCCCCGACAUUGAAGUACGCCUUGUUCUGCACUCUUGACAACCAACCCAGAAAAAAACAUGCAUGUUUUAUCAUCAGAUGCUGUAAUACGUUAGAAUUGGCUUCCAUGUCACUGCCUUUUCUCCACCAUGAUGGAUCGUCAGCUCAAUGAGGCACAGCCAAAUCUCACACCAUCAACUGAGCAAAUGAACAAGUAGCAUUAAAUGAGGCAAUGUGACCUUAAUAACACAUUGUACUUUACUCUAGAAAUGUAUUAUUUGCACUCGAGUGGCAUCUGAUAUGUUGUGUUUUCUUUGUCAUUGGUCAAUCCUAACACUUUGUUUUUGUUUCAGGUCUUAUCUGUUCUCAUGUCUUUGGAUGCAAUAUGUGUUUAGGGUACAAAUAUUCAACAGGAUACUUUUUCACUCUAUACCUGAGCAUGAUUGAGUCUAUGGAAUGCUUUAUAUUGUAAAAUAAAAUAACUUGUAGAUACUCUUUUAUUUGUG